Peromyscus eremicus (cactus mouse) is the source of this 1434-nucleotide messenger RNA. RefSeq lists its product as uncharacterized. Bases 592 to 1434 code for a protein of 280 amino acids. The record is from RefSeq and is a predicted model, not a curated record. The transcript has a single exon. Lineage: Eukaryota; Metazoa; Chordata; Mammalia; Rodentia; Cricetidae.
UCUUUAGUCCCUGUUCAUGGCGCGAUUCUGUGGGGCGUAUACCCAACCACCCCCACAGUUCCCCAGAGUUUUCUUGAGUGCGAGCAGCAGAAAAUAUUAGAUAGAAGGAUAUAUUGCGAAGAAUAUCGCGGAGAUAGACAGAUAGAAAAUAAAGGACAGCCUCGAGAGAGCCUGGAACCUACUCCAACGGGCCCCGACUGUCUCUGCCCCAGGGUUUUUAUAGAGAUGCCAAGGGGUGGAGCAAAAGACCUCCUCCUCCAGCACAGCCAAGUGCAGACCCUCUCAGACACCUGCACUCAGGCCCGUGGUCCUCAUCAUCCUCUGUGUGGACCUGCUGGGUAAAGCCACGAGGAACCCGAGAACGGGCUCCCACAGUACUCUACUGACGGGCUCGUCUACUUUGCUCUUGGCGGAGGAAUUCUUUACAUAAAUAAUUGAUGUUUGUGGAUGCAACCCCUCUUUGCCUUCUUCUCUCCCUUAGACCGAAAAUAUUCUGGAUUUGAACUAGACACUCCCUCCCUUCUCUCUAACUUCCCCUACUGAUUCCAAAGAAAAUGAAAACAUUUCUCUUUGUUUCUCAGAUCAACACUUAUGGAGCUGAAUGUUUCAGAAUCCCAAGAUGUGACUUCUUCCUCCAUCUCUGACAUUGUGGUUCAGGAGAUUGUCCCACCCAGCUGUUACUGUAAAAAGGGAAAGACUUCGACUGACUACAGCAUGUCCUCUGCAUCAUCCAACAACAGCUCGAGCCUGUCUUAUCUUCCCAUGUUUCCUGAAGGGACAGCUUGGCAAUUCCAGAGUGAUAGUGGACCUGUUUCCUCCCAAAAGGAAGCAUCUAUGCCCAGGAGCCCUGGCACAUCCCUGCCUACUUCUCAGCUGACAGAUCCUGAGAAAUCAGAUCUUUCUCCGAAUUUGGCAGUUCUUCGUCCCUUACAAGCUCAAACUUCCCUCAUUAGCUCUAUUUUAAAUUCCUUAGAUCCUUGGGAACAAGAGAAAACAAAAGAUAAGGGAAAGACUCAUUUUCAAUCAAAUCAUGGGUCAGACUCUGAUUUGGAUGAGAGUCCAGGACCCCUAGUAUGGGCUCCACUCCAGCUCUCUCCUUUGAUCAGAGGAGAACUGGAAGGACAUAUGUCUCAGAAGGUUUCUACUUUGGGACAACAAGUGAUGCCUCUGCCUGUGAAGAAAUCCUGGAACAUACUCAAUCAUUUCAUGGAUGUACAAGGAGUCCCUGAAGAAGAGCUCCCGAAAACUCAGUUACCUACACUCAUCCCUCAGAGUGUUGAGCAAAAUACCAACACAUCUCCAGAUCCUCCAUCAUUUCAUCUCCACAUGAACAUUGGGGUGAAUUCUGAAGUCCAUAGGACGGAAGCAAUCAUUUCACAGCCAUUUCCCUCAAACAGGCAGUCACAACCCGAGGAUGACCGCCAAGAACUUUAG